GAGUGGAGGAGUGGUGUGCGCUAGUCGACGUCAUCGCCAGCCUACCUCUCCCCUCUCCCCCUCUCCCCUCGCUGUCAUUCCUGCCUUCAUCUCAUCCUUCACCAUCUCAUCCUUCACCAUCCAUCCACUCGAUCACUCGCAAACACCUCAAACCAUCAUGGCUUCAAACUCAACCAUGCCUGCUCAGGUCGACGUGCUCAUCAUCGGGGCCGGUCCCACUGGAUUAGGCGCUGCACGUAGAUUACAUCAAUUAAAAAACGAGUCGUAUUUGGUGGUUGAUGAGCAACCGGAAGCGGGUGGACUAGCGUCGACGGACGUGACCCACGAAGGCUUCUUAUUCGAUGUCGGAGGACAUGUGAUCUUCUCACAUUAUCAGUAUUUUGAUGACAUGAUUCGGGAGGCUUUGCCCAACGACUCGGAUUGGUUAACGCACCAACGGAUCUCGUAUGUCCGAAGCAAAAACUCUUGGGUUGCGUAUCCUUAUCAAAAUAACAUCAGUCAAUUGCCAAUCGAAUAUCAAGUCAGUUGCAUUGAUGGUCUCAUAGAUGCUGCCGAGGAACGCUCUCGGGCCGUCGGAAAACCCAAAAACUUCGAUGAAUGGAUCGUCCGCAUGAUGGGCGUUGGAUUGGCAGAUUUGUUUAUGCGACCUUAUAACUUCAAGGUCUGGGGAGUGCCGACAACGAUGAUGCAAUGCGAAUGGCUAGGCGAGCGAGUCGCGGCGCCGUCCUUAAAGCUAGUAGUGAAGAACACCUUGUACAAGAAAGAGGCAGGGAACUGGGGCCCGAAUGCGACGUUCAAGUUCCCGGCGCAUGGAGGGACGGGUCAGAUCUGGAAGGCGGUCAGUCGCUGCAUCCCUCAAGACCGCUUCCGGUUCGCUAGAAGACUGGUCUCCGUCGAUGGCCAACAACGCGUCGCUUGCUUCGACGACGGCUCUAAGGUCGCUUACAAGAAGAUGAUCAGCUCGGUCCCCUUGGAUCUCUUUUGUGGCUUGGUCGACCAGGAGAAAAAUACGCCUCCUGCGGGUGACUCUCCCUCGCUCAAAUCCGUCGCCGAUGGGCUCGUCUAUUCGACUACGCAUGUCGUCGGCUUCGGCAUCCGUGGCCUCCCGACGGGAGCCAUGAAAGGGAGCUGUUGGCUAUACUUUCCCGAGGAUGAUUGUCCGUUCUAUCGGGUCACUGUCUUCUCCAACUAUUCGCCCAAUAACUGUCCCCAAAAGGAGGCCAAAUUGAAGACCCUUCAAGUCGCCGAUCCGUCGUUGAAUGCACAAGCGGAUUUGAAGAGCGAGAAGGAAGGGCCUUAUUGGUCAUUGAUGUUGGAAGUUUGUCAAUCGAAGAUGAGGCCAGUUGAUGAGCCGAAUCUGAUCAAAGACUCGUUGAAAGGCUUGAUCAACACCCAAAUGAUCGAGCCGAAUGCCGAGAUCGUUUCGAUCUACCAUCGCAAAUUCGAUCAUGGUUAUCCUACUCCCAGUCUUGAACGUGAAAGUCAAUUGAAAACCUUGUUGCCUGCGCUUCAAGAGAAGUAUGGGAUCUGGUCUCGUGGAAGAUUUGGAUCUUAUCGAUACGAGGUCGCUAAUCAAGACCAUUCUUGUAUGAUUGGAGUGGAAGCUGUUGAUAACAUCUUAUUCGGGACGCCUGAGAUGACUUUGAACGAGGCGGAUUGGGUGAAUGGACGCAAGAACACCGAACGUCGCUUGGAUUAGUCUUUCAUCUUCUGCUUGGAUUGAUUCUACUCACUUACAUAUAUAUCAUCGGGCUUGUUGUUGUUUGUUUGUUUGUUUGUUUGUUUGU
Puccinia graminis f. sp. tritici CRL 75-36-700-3 is the source of this 1787-nucleotide messenger RNA. RefSeq lists its product as uncharacterized. The coding region runs from base 158 to 1699 and encodes 513 amino acids. The transcript is spliced from 14 exons. The record is from RefSeq and is a predicted model, not a curated record. NCBI's taxonomy places the organism in Eukaryota, Fungi, Basidiomycota, Pucciniomycetes, Pucciniales, Pucciniaceae.